AUGUCUGCCAAUGUCGAAUCUGCCGCGACAACGGAAAUAUAUAGAAUCGCUUCCGAACCGCAGAGGUAUACCUUUCAGACGAAAGGUACUAUAAAGACAGUCGACACGACCUUUACGGACCAUACGUUUGAAACAACAAGCGAGGCACCAACAGUUGCUACGACUGUGAGCGUUCCUAAUGAGUCUAAAAGUCAUGGUAUUUUCACAUCCGUGCUUAAAAUACCUUUGCGACCUUCGAGGCAUUCCUCUGAGCAGCCAAAUGACCAGCCCUCUGUCAUUAAUGCUAAACAGAGAGAAAUCUUGAAGCGCUCUGUCAACUUAUCUGAGAAUAUACGCCCCCAGAGUUCACACUCGCCGAGGCUUGGUAAGUGGCGGGAAAAGAGACAUGAGGAGGAGAACUUGGAGGUAUAUGGCAGUUCCCAGCGUUUCGGACUUUUCAAGCUGUACGAACCCCCUGAUGGCCUACUUUCCUCCGGUUGCAAUUGCCCAGUAGACAUUGUAGCUCUUCAUGGCAUUGAUGGUACGCCUUUCAAAACAUGGACCUGGUCAGAUGUGGAAUCAAGUAAGAAGGCGCCAGACGCCUUCUGGUUACAGGAUUUUCUGCCCGAGGUUUUUCCCGGUUCUAGAAUAUACACUUUUGGAUAUAAUGCGAAGAUUUUUUUGAGUAAAGGUACUGGUAACAUUACCACUUUCGCCACGGAUUUAUUGGAAAAUCUUUUGGAUAUAAGGACAAAAAGGGAGCAACAACGGCGGCCGCUUAUCUUCAUUUGCCAUAGUAUGGGUGGACUUGUUGUGAAGAGAGCCUUGUCCAUCGCGAAUACUAAUGUCAAGCGUUUUGGCAACAUACGCGCUGCAACAUCAGAUAUCUUGUUUAUUGCCACUCCCCAUCGUGGAUCCAAAGAAGCGGCUUUUUUAGCAAAGUUGGCAGGCGUCUUCCACGGAUCCCUAACUACGACCGGUCUUUCAAGAUUUCGAGGAGGUAUUCGUGCCGAUCUCAUAAAAGACUUGAUACAGGAUGAAAAGGCAGUGAAGACAAUCACAAAAGAGUUCAUUCCCAUGACUGACGGCAGCAUCCGGUUUUACUCUUUCAUCGAGGAUCUGACUAUGGCGCCUCUAAAUACCAGGGUAGUCGAUGAUUUUAGUGGGACAAUGGGCCUCGAUUCAGAAAUUGUGAUUCAUAUGGAUGGCAAAGAUCAUCGGAGUAUUGCUCGUUUUAAGUCACGUACAUGCCCUAGUUAUGGAAAAGUCCUUGCAAAGUUGAAAGUAGCAGUUGAUGAGGCAACUCGACCCGCCAAUGAUAUUAUAAGAACUGAAGAUCUUCCAUGUCUCCAAACUCUCGCGUUCUCUACUAUGACGACUCGCAAGAUCGAGGCAGACGUAGCACAUCCCAAGACAUGCAACUGGGUACUCGAACAUCCGUCCUUCACAACCUGGCUCAACGCCUCCCAUGGUUUACUCUGGCUCAAGGGCCACCCGGGUACUGGGAAGAGCACGAUUAUGGCGUAUGUUCAUAGAUAUCUUCUCUCACAGCGGACAUCUAAAACGAUUCGUCUGGAUUUCUUUUUCACGGGUCGUGGCGAACCACUACAGAAAAUGACCCUUGGAAUGUUCAGAUCUUUACUACAUCAGAUAUAUAAGGAAUCUAGCACAGCAAGAGAACUGAUAUACGAAGCCUACAAACUCAAAAAUGACAGCCAAGACUCAAGCACUAAGCAUACCUGGCAGUGGCAGGUCGAUGAACUCAGAGCCCUAUUCACUCGCGUUGUCAAGCAAGUCGCUGCGAAGAACGAGGUCACUUUGUUCAUUGACGCUCUCGACGAAGCUAUUCUACCGACUGGAGACAAGGCCGCGAUGGAGCUCGUGAAAUACUUCUACGACCUCAACGACCUGACCUUUGAAGAAAGAGAUGGUGCCAUGAGAGGAGUACGAAUCUGUAUAUCAUGUCGUCACUACCCUGUUGUAGGAUCUCUCGGUCCUGGACUUGAGAUUCGCGUUGAGGAUGAAAAUGCACUCGAUCUUCGACGGUAUAUCCAAGACAGUUUACGUUUGGGUGUGACAGGAUGGGAUGAUGAAUCUCCCGUGAUCACGGGCGAAAUCGUGGAUGCUAUUUGCAAGAAAGCAGCGGGGGUGUUUCAAUGGGCGGUCCUUCGUGUUCCGAAGAUAAUCAAGUCGUUGAAUGAUGGAGAGCUGGAGUUUGAUGAGGUAGUUGAGGUUAUAGCUGGCGAAUCGAACGAACUAUUUUCACUCUACGACGCGAUUUUGAAAAAUGAUGUCUCUGUGACUUUGAGAGCGAGGGCAUUGCUCUUCUUAACGUGGGUAUGCCUCGCCGAAAGACCUUUAAGUCUAACGGAAAUAAGUUUUGCAUUGGCUUGUGACGACAAAACCUGGAGUCAGGAUUGCUGCGAGCUGGGCGCAAAGGGUUUUGUCAAAACAAAUAGCCAAAUGGAGAAACUCGUUAUGAGUCUGUCUGGAGGUUUGGCGGUCGUGAUGCACACCGGACCCACGAACCGUGUGCAAUUCGUGCACGAAACUGUCAACGAUUUUCUCCGCUUCUCUGGGCUGGCAUCCAUGGUUUUUAUGACCGAAGGAUUUACCUUGACGAGUGAGAAUGUGCUCGGUGCAGGUCAAACAAGACUCUCCCGGUGUUGCCUCAACUACCUGCUUAUCGACAACAUUUUGGAUGCACUUAAUGCGUGGGUAAAGUGGAAUGAGCCGAUUCCAAAAUUUCUUGAAUAUGCAACAAUCAACCUUUUUGUGCAUACUGCAAAAGCAGAGACACAUGGACAUUUCCAGAGGCCCUUGGCUCGCUUUCUUCUGAGCUCCCAGAAAACUCUUGAUCAUUGGCAUAAAACCAUGAAAAAGUUGGACGAAAUCGAAUACGGAAUAGUUCGACGUAACGCAAAACGUCAUCGCUCGGAUUUGUACGUCAAAUCCAGUGAGUUGAUACAUAUAGCUAUAGUCUAUAACGUUCAAACAGCCGUCGGCGAACUUCUUGAAUCAAAAGACCACAUAAACAAACAAGACAAAGACGGCAAGACGCCUUUGCAUCUUGCCGCAGAUAGAGGCUUUGUACACCUGACUACGCUACUCCUUUCGUUGGGAGCUACUCCGAAUCUAUUAGACAACAGGUCAGCCACGCCUCUUGAUAUUGCUAUUGGAAAGAACCAUAGCGAUCUAAUCAAGCUGUUGUUACAACAUGGCGCUGGUGUGGAAGAAGAUGGGAGGUUUGGAAAUGGAGCGCUACAAGCUGCUGCCAAUAAAGGAAAUAAUGCUGUGCUAGGAGCACUGCUAGAUGCUGGUGCUGGUAUCAACGCCUGGUCGAAGUCUGAGGGAACAGCUUUGCAGCAGGCUAGUUUCAUGGCCAGGUUGGACACGGUCAAAUAUCUCUUGGAACGUGGCGCCGACGUAAAUAUAAAAGGGGCCAGCUUUUUCGGUACUGCUUUGCAAGCUGCGAUGAUAAUCAUGGAUUUCAAGGUGAUCGAACUCUUAGUCGAAAAUGGAGCUGAUAUAAAUGCUCGCGGCGGCGAGUAUGAGACUGUGCUACAGGCGGCCGUCUCCAGUCCGGAAUGUCGAGAUAACUCUUUUCAGGUUAUCCGCUAUCUACUUAGCAAAGGAGCUGACGUUAAGGUUGAGGGCGGAGACUACGGAUCUGCUCUUCAAGCUGCUGUGAAGCAUGAUAGUGAAGAAUUGGUUGAGCUUCUUAUUUCACAUGGCGCAGACGUCAAUACCGAUGGCGGCAGAGAAGGGAGUGCCUUGCUGAUUGCUGCUGCUCGUGGUCAAAAAAGAAUGGUCGAUUUACUACUUGGCCAUGGCGCCAGGACAACAAACGCGGGAGGAGCCUCAGACAAUCUUCUUCAAGCAGCAAUUGUAAGUGGCAAUAAAGAGCUAGUAACGCACGUUCUUGGUCUGGGCAUAGAUGUCAACAUUCCGGGCGGGAUUUAUGGCAGCGCCUUACUCACAGCUAUAAUCAAAGCUCCUCAUCUCGCCUCGAUGCUUAUAGCUAAGGGCGCAAAUGUUGACCCUGUCGCUUCAGAGUUCGGAAGCCCACUCUAUGCAGCAGUACAGGCCAAGCAACACACGUUAAUAAAGCUGCUUCUAGAAUAUGGAGCAAAUCCUAAUGUUGAAUAUGACACUGCUACAGUUCAGCCUUUUGUAACUUGUCUUCAAAGAGCCGCAUACAACGACGAUAUCUCAACUAGUAGAUUACUGCUGGAUUACCGGGCAGACGUAAAUACGGGUGUAUAUGGUAUGGGGAUGAACAGUACUGCCAUGAUAGUAGCAGCACGUUAUGGGCGAAAGGAGAUAUUAAAACUGCUACUAGAGAAAGGAGGAUCAUUGAACGAGUUGGACGGAAUCUUUGGCAAAGACCAUAAUGCCCCGCUGAUUGCAGCUGCGGAAAGUGGUCACCGAGAGAUUGUCGAGUUCCUGUUAAACAGAGGAAAUCAUAUGGGAGAUGUGAAUGACGGAGUGGAAGACGUAAUGAGGAAAGUAAGGGGUGGUCGAAGAUUGGCAGCACCGCACUAUUGA
Glarea lozoyensis ATCC 20868 is the source of this 4527-nucleotide messenger RNA. RefSeq names its product Ankyrin repeat-containing protein. The transcript is spliced from 6 exons. The record is from RefSeq and is a predicted model, not a curated record. Lineage: Eukaryota; Fungi; Ascomycota; Leotiomycetes; Helotiales; Helotiaceae. Gene Ontology annotation, molecular function: protein binding. Bases 1 to 4527 code for a protein of 1508 amino acids.